Molecule: messenger RNA, 3393 nt
Organism: Chlorocebus sabaeus (green monkey)
Lineage: Eukaryota; Metazoa; Chordata; Mammalia; Primates; Cercopithecidae
Gene: REELD1
Product: reeler domain containing 1
Cellular component (GO): membrane
Source: RefSeq, a predicted model, not a curated record
UCUGGACUGAAGCUGCUGUGUGUCAUAAUACAGGAGAGGGCAGGAUGAGGAUGCGGACUGCCCUCGUGGGCUGGGCUUGCACCACCCUCUGCCUGGUUUCCUGCUCAUCUGCCUUUUCCCAUGGUGCCAGCACGGUGGCCUGUGAGGACAUGCAGCCCAAGCACAUUCAAGCCCAGCCUCAGCACCAGGACACCCACCACGUCACCAUCCACACCCGCAGGUCUUCCUAUGCACCAGGUGACAAGAUUCCAGUGACGGUGAGAAGCAGUCGUGAUUUCAUGGGAUUUCUCCUUCAGGCUCGAAGAGUGUCUGAUCAUCAAAUCGCUGGGACUUUUGUUUUCAUUCCUCCUCAUUCCAAACUGGUGACUUGUUUUCAAGAGGCUGAUGCAGUCACCCAUUCUGACAAGUCCCUGAAGAGAAACCUGUCGUUCCUGUGGAAGGCACCUGCCCAGCCUGUGGGGGACAUUAAGUUCCUUUUAUCAGUAGUCCAGUCAUAUUUCGUUUACUGGGCAAGGAUUGAAUCAUCUGUUGUGUCUCAACAGACACAUAGCAGUGCCCAUUCUGAUGACCACAUGGAGCCCAGAUUAUUGAUGCCAACCCUUCACCAGAGGCUGGGAGAUGUUGAAGGAGCUGCCCCAGCUCCCAGGGCCCCCAUCACUCUUCCACAGAAGCACACACAUGUCUUUGCUGUUGCCCUUCCUGGAGCUGCAGAGGAGGACAACCUAGAUCCUGUUCCUGCCAGUAUUUGGGUGACAGAGUCUCCUGGGGAUGCAGAGACUCUGUCCCAACCAUCUUCACACACAGCCACUGAAGGCAGCAUCGACCAGCAACUCAGCAUGGACAGCAAUCCGACUCUAGAGCCGUCCCUGGAGGUCCACAGGCUGGAGAGGCUCAUGGCCCUCAAGAGAGUCUCCUCAGAGAGCUUUGCUUCCAGACUUAGCAUCCAUCACAGAUCUCAGGAUGAUCCCAGCUUUGAUUCACUGGAAACGUGCCUAUCCUCAGUUGGGGGUGAACAGGACAAGAUGAAGGCCUCUAACAGGACCGUGACACAGCCUCCUCUGUACACCGUCCAGCUUACCCAUCCCUGGCGCCUCUGGUCCUCUGAAACUUUCUCAGGGAAUGGGGCAGGGGCAAGCAACCCAACCGCUGUCCUCCAGACCUCUGGUACUUCUGGGCUACCUACUACUGGUGACCAGUCAGAGGCAUCCAGGGCCUCUGCCAGCUUCUUACUUCAGUCAAAGCACGAGGAGCUCAGAGCAGGGAAGGGAGAUGGAGAGGGUGGAGUGGGAUACCCUCAGCAGACCAACUCACGGCCUGACGCUGGGCUAGAGGGGGCCCAGGCCCCUCUGGGGAUCCAGCUCAGAACUCCCCAGCUGGGAGUUCUGCUUUGCCUGUCAGCCAUCCUGGGCAUGGCCCUGGCUGCUGGCCUUCGCUACCUGCACACCCAGUAUUGCCACCAGCAGACAGAAGUGUCCUUCGGCGAGCCCGCUUCGGAUGCUGUUGCCAGGAGCGACAGCGGUGAGACUGUGCACAUCAGGAAGAUUGGGGAGAACAGUUUUGUUCUGGUUCAAGCAGAGUACAACUGGAUCACUCCUUCUGUGGGUAGCAAGAAAACAGUCCUCUGAGAAGACCAUCACCCCAGACCUCUCAGUGGCCCUCCUUGGGCCCUGGAGAGUGUCCCAGACAGAGCAGACCUAAUGAGAAUACCUGAUGAAGACAGGGACUCAUUGUGCCUCUGUCAAUGUGCAGUUCAUGGAGGAAGCCGGGAGAGGACAGUUUCAUCAACAGAGGGAGUUAUUUCUGAGCUUUGUUGUCUUAACAUCUGUAAUUGAGCUUCCUUUUUUCUUUUUGCAAUUAGACGUUCUGUUUGAAGACUUAAACUCAACACAAUGAAUAUUGUAUAACCCGCUCAUUAACUAGACCCCUGUGGCCGCUAAGCUUCCUCUGUUGCCUUAAGGAAGCCAUAGAAAUAGAAAUGCUGUCCCUCCUUAGUGUCUCAGCCUCAUCUCUUCUAACUCUUUGGGGAAAAAAGUAAUGUUGGGUUGUGUCUCCUGCAAGAAAAAGAACUGCAGCUCUCACUUUGCCUUCCUAAACCACCCCCAAAUAAGUUUUCUUUUCAAAACUAGAAUUCAACAACUUGCUAGAGUUCUGAUUUGGAUGGCUAGGUGAAUGCAAGGGUGUCUGGUCUUCUGGGCAACUCAGCAGCCUGGCAAAUCGCUAUGGAAAUUGAUCCAAAGUCAGGAAAGUUUUUGAGAGCUUGAUUGAACACAUCUUUAGGAAAACAUAUACAUGCAACACAAGGCCAUAAACACCAGAGUGGGGUAAGCAAGCCUCUUCAUCAGGUGUAAAUGGAUCUGAGACCUCCCAUCCAUUUACACUUGAUGGAAAGAUUCGUGUAUUCCAGCAGCUAGCAGACAUAUUGCCUUUUGCCAGAGGUCAGGCUGAAAAACGUUAUUAUACCAGCACAGUUUGAAGAACAGUCUUUACUUGUCUUUUCAGGGAAUAUCAGGCAGAAAGCUUCAUGGACGAAGGUCAUCUAUCUGAUCUCAUAACCUUAUGAAGAUUACUUUGAUUUAACAGUGGCUCCACAGAUACUAUCUGAGGUCAAAACAACAGAUCUGAAUGUAACUCUUAAAUAUGCUCACCUAAUAUAGCACAUUGGAAUCGGCUGCCUUUUCAGAGUGAAACUUAGUAUAGAGUCACCAUUCAUUUUAAUGCAGAAACAAAAAUCACUACAAAUUUGGAAAGGAUAUUUGUUUAUUGAACACCUAAUUCAUACAGAAACUGUGCUAAGAAGUUUGCAUAUAUCUUCACAUUUAACCCUCACAAAAAUUUAAUGAGGAAUAAGUGCAGUAACUUUCCAAGGAGAGUGAGGCUUUCCUUACAUCUCAAUUUAACAAUUUUUAAAAAUUGGGUGUUCAGGAAAGAGACAGCUCCUGCUUUUUCCAUACCUCCCUUUAGCUCAUUGGUCAUCAAUUCCAAGACUGUCUCCUCCUGGAUUCUGGGCUAGAUAGCUCUGUUCCCUGGCUUCAGUCAUUAGAUGCAUGGAGACCUAGGUAAUUUGUGCAUUCACAAAUGAAAGUGUUCUAGGAAUGCUGUGGAAAGAAAGAAAUGUACUGUACUCUAAUAAGGCCAUAGAUAUCCCUUCUGCAUGCCUAGGGAUGCCCUCUAAAAGAUGUCCUCCCCGAGAAGCAAACAAGGGACCCCAUUAGUGGAGAGCUCUCAUCUGGCCACAUCACAUCAGAGCCAGAUUCAUCAUGUAUACAACAUUUUUUAGAUCUUUUCUGUCUAAGAGAGAAUUUUCCUAUGUAAACAGACUGUUUCGCUUAUCUGUUGAUGUGAACAGAUUACUUUCAAGCUUAGUAGUUGAAAAUAAAAUCACCACCACCACCA